AUGCAGAGCUGCCUCACCUUCAAGUCUGCCGGACUCAUGGCUUUGCGCCGCCUGUGCCUUGCGAGACCACAAUUUCAGGCGCUGCGGGCGGCGAGAUUUCAAGUCCGCCCGCGCGCUGACGGGGAGCCCCACUUGGAUAUAGGGAGUCGAUUUGGCCAAGUGCUGAAAGCGGAGCAAGAGGGGGAUAUGAAGGAGAUGGUGGCCAGCGCGAAGGAGGUCAUUCAGCUGGGUAAGGCGCUGUUAGAUCGCUCGUCAGAUCAGUCAACUGGCUCCCUUGAACAGGCCGACGUAAGGCAGAAGAUGGGCUUGGCUCACUUCAAGCUGGGGCACGUACAUGACAAGCACGAGCAUUUGGGCGAAGAGGGACACUUCCAAAAGGGCCUGGAGUAUCUGAAAGAAGCCGCACAGGAAAGAGGCAAUCUUCAGGACUGGUUCAAUCUCAUGUCCAUUGCCGCCUGCGCGGGCGAUGCCAUACAAAGCCAAGCUGCUUUUGAACAGCUGGAGGGGCUCUUUGCAAAAAGUGAAGAGGAGUUCCUACCCUGGCCGCAAGUGCUGCAAUACCACGUGUGCGCCCUGCGCGACGGCCAGUGCUAUGGGGCGGCCUUUGGGCAAGUCGAGCGGAUGCGGCAGAUCUAUCAACAGCUGGGGAUAACUGAUACUCACUUCCUCUAUAUCCGCGGGGUGCCCUUUUUCUCUACCUUUCUGGAGCUCGCUGAGACUGUCAUCAAGCCACUGCCAGACGUCGAGUGGAAUGCCUGGCUCGAUGAACUCGCCAAACACGUGGAUGACGAGGGAAAGCAGAGCAUCGAAGAGGAGGCCGAGAAGAGCCCCGGCCGCAGCUCCCUCGGCCGCGGACCCAUCCUGGAGCUGGGGAUGGGCACCGGGAAGGUGGCCAUGCAGCUCUUCCUCAGCACAGGCCGCGACGUCUUCGGCGUGGAGCUGGCGCCCUCCCGGGCCGCGCUGGGCUUCGAGGCGCUGAAGCGGCUGCAGCAGGCGGCGCCCCGCUUCCAGGCGGAGGUCGAGUCACCCGGGGAUUCGAGCAGCGAUUCGAGUGCGCGGCUUUGGGAUGCCGUGGCUGAGGCCUCUUUGGAGUUUUCCUGCGGAUCCUUGCUGGACACCGCGCCGGAGCGCCUGCAGGGCGCCACAGCGGUGGUGCUGGAGGUUUGCCUACCCCUGGAGCUGCAAAAAGCGGCCUGCCAGCUGCUGCAAGCGUUGCCCGUGGGCUGCCCAGUGGUCAGCUACUCCGCGCUGGGCGGCCUCGUGCCGCAGUGCCGGCUACGGCCACGGCACGGAGGCAUCCAUUUGGCUGCUUCCUGGCGCCCUGAUGGCCACCUCUUCGCUUUCUACACCGCCGAUUCCACCGGCGGGCUUGGGGCGGAGGAGUCGGACGGCUUGGAGUCGCUGAAAGGCCUCGGCUGCCCCUCGCGGGCGCGGAGGCUGCGGUACACGGAUGACGUGCUGCCGGAUCCACAGUCCAGCUACCCCUGGGAGCGUGGAGACAGAGUGCUGGUCGGCUACUCUUGGCUGCCGUUUCCGGACCUCGGGGACCCCGAUGACGCCGACGCCGGUGGUCUGGACGGCGUCACCUGGAUGGGCGCCUUCGUGGCUCACGUGCACUCCGACUGCUUCGUGAACGUUUGCUAUGAGGACGACGGAACCAUCGAAGAGCGGGUGCAUCCUGACCGGCUCCGGCUGCCCAAGGGCCAGCGCCAGAACGUGGGCGUCAACGGCGAGUCCAGCGUGGAGAUGCUCAGAAGGAAUCCUUCCGCCUUCAAGGGGAGGGCUGCCGGCCCUCUCGAGCGGAAGCAGCGGCAGGUGGUGCGCCUCUACGGCCAACUGGAUGUGUCAGCGUCCGCUGGCAAGGUGGAUCUGGCCAAUCAGCAUCACCUCCGAAUCUUGCAGAUGGACCCCUACUUCACCACGGACGGUAUCACGUCGCAGCUGCUGUGGAAUACCCUGGCGAAGGCCUAUGGUGAAAGGAGCAAGUCGGAGAUCAAUGAGGACAUCUUCCGACGGCUGUUGGAGGCUGGCGGAUUGCCGCGCUGGCUGAGGCACUGGCGGGAGGUCCAUGGAACGGAUCCCGAAGCUGGAGAUCCGUACCUGGUCAGCUGCCUGCAUGUCUUGCAGCAGAACACCCGCGCAGCUUUCGAGUUGGGGCGCAGGUACCUGGAGCAAUCGCUGCUUUCAGCAGGAUCUGCCGAGCAGCAGCGGUGGCGAUUCGAGCAGCUCCUGGAGGUUCUGGUCUCCUGCGACCGGCACUUGGUGCCAUACCAGGAGGUCUGGGAGAUCGUUCAGCAGUUGCUGCUGGGCUCACCGGACCUAAAACCUGAAGAGGCCUACGAGCUGACCCUUGAGGCGUUCCAGGCGGCUGGGGACCUCCAGGGUGUGCAGGAAUCCCGGUCCAGGCUGGCGCGGUCGCAAGAGGAGUCGCCUGCGCAGGUGGUGCCGAGGAUCACCAACUUCACCGAGGCGCUCCAAGCCUUGGGAGUGCCAUUCUCUGAGCCGACGGCGACGCCUUCGCGAUCGCGGGAGCUCUUCCGAUACGUCAGGAAGAAGAGGCGGCAGGCCAUUUGGCGCGAUCCUUUCAGCCCCCAGACGCCGGAGGAAUCGCCUGCUGAGCCACAGGCCGAGGUAAAUGCUUCGGCGGUGGAGGCGGGGCUCUUCCAGCUGCUGGCCUCCGGCGCGCCCUUCCGGGAGGUGAAGCUGAAGCUGAAGGAGGCUGUCCAGAAGGACGUGAAGCUGGACCUUGCAGUGUGGACCUCCGUCACUGCGACCUUCGCUGCCAGCGCAGAUCGGACGGCGUUGGAAGAGACGCACCAGCUCUUCCAAGCAGCAAAGCUGCCUUUGACCUCCAGGGACGACUUCCACCGAGCCAUGGGCAUCGCGGCGGAGGCCGGCGACUGGGAGCUCGUGGCGGAUCUCUUCCAUCGCAUGGGAUCCAAAGGCUUUCCAGCUGAGGAGGACAGCUACAGCAUGAUCUUCAAGGCCUGCAGCCGGGGUAGUGGUCACAGCCGGAAGACGGCGGCGAUCAGAUACUUCAGCGCUAUGCUUUUGAACAACAUCCAGCCGCAAAGGUCGACGCUGGAUGCGGUGGAUCAAGUCGUGGGCAAGGUGCAGCGCAUGAAGCUUCUGGAGGCAUGGCAGGAGCUAUCCAAGCCGAUGCAAAGGGGGGAGGGGUGGCUUGGGAUCACGAGCUUUGCCUCGGUCCAUUGAAGAAACUGGGCUGGUGACAGAGGUUGUACCGUGGGCCUUCAUGUGUGUGUGUGUGUGUGUGUGUUUGUCCCCUAG
Messenger RNA from Effrenium voratum, 3288 nucleotides. The record is from the annotation of a GenBank genome assembly. Lineage: Eukaryota; Dinophyceae; Suessiales; Symbiodiniaceae.